AUGGGCUGCUGCACGGGGCGCUGCACGCUGAUCUUCCUCUGCUCGCUGCAGCUGCUGGCAGCAUUAGAGAGACAAAUCUUUGACUUCCUGGGUUUCCAGUGGGCUCCUAUCCUUGGCAAUUUCCUGCAAAUAAUAGUUGUCAUUUUGGGUUUGUUUGGAACCAUCCAGUUUAGGCCUCGAUACAUAGUCGUGUACACGGUGUGGACUGCCCUGUGGGUCACCUGGAAUGUUUUCAUUAUCUGCUUCUAUUUGGAAGUAGGCGGGCUCUCUAAGGAAACGGAUCUCAUGACCUUUAACAUCUCCAUGCACCGCUCUUGGUGGCGGGAGCACGGGCCUGGCUGUAUACGAAGGGUGGUGCGUCCUUCUUCCCCUGGCAUCCUAGAGGAUUACUCCUACGUCUCUGUGACAGGCUGCAUCAUUGAUUUCCAGUACCUGGAGGUCAUUCACAGCGCUAUCCAAAUACUCCUCUCUCUGAUUGGAUUUGUGUAUGCCUGUUAUGUGAUCAGUAUUUUCAUGGAGGAGGAGGACAGCUUUGAUUUCAUAGGUGGACUUGACACAUACUCCUACCGACAGCCCCCCCAGGAACAUGUUGAGUUAAAGCCUGUAAAGCCUGUAGGUAAGGUUCUGGUCCCAUGGACCACAUUAAUCCUUCUAACUGAACUGAACUGAAAGCUAACCUUCUCCUAAAAUAAUUUGGGCAUCAGAUUACUAAUAAUUUAAUUAUAUUUUAAUUAGAACUUAAUUAAAAAUUAAUCCACAUAAAACAUUCGA
This is a messenger RNA of Cinclus cinclus, 771 nucleotides long. RefSeq names its product sodium/potassium transporting ATPase interacting 3 (gene NKAIN3). Gene Ontology annotation, biological process: regulation of sodium ion transport. The coding region runs from base 1 to 669 and encodes 222 amino acids. The transcript has 6 exons. The record is from RefSeq and is a predicted model, not a curated record. NCBI's taxonomy places the organism in Eukaryota, Metazoa, Chordata, Aves, Passeriformes, Cinclidae.